ACUACCAGGUCAGCAUGAUCUCCAGGUUGGGAUUUUUGGUGUACUUAAUGCGGCUGGUAGCCGGAGACUUCGGCGACUAUGCCAGCUUUGAUGAUUAUUACGAGAUGGUUGUGGAUAAUAUUACCUAUUCGCAGAAUUAUACCGUGCCGAGGAACAAUAGCGAAUUACUUAAUAUCACCGAUACGGUAAUCCACGAUUAUGGAACUUACGACUUCAUAAUAGUUGGAGGUGGUUCAGCUGGGGCAGUUUUAGCAAGUCGCCUUUCAGAAAUUAACGAGUGGAACGUUCUAUUAUUGGAGGCCGGAGGUGAUGACAACGACUUCAACAUAAUUCCAGGAAUGAUAAAUUAUUUACCUACUUCUGACAUGAACUGGGGACAUUUAACUACUUCACAGGACAAGGUGUGCCAAGGAUAUGGAACUGGCAAUCGCUGCAGGCAUCACGCAGGAAAGGUGAUCGGUGGAUCAAGCUCCAUUAAUGGAUUGUUUUAUACCAGAGGUAACCCGUUAAAUUUCGACCAAUGGGCGGAAUUGGGAAAUCCGGGAUGGUCUUACGAAGAAGUACUGCCCUACUUUAAAAAGUCUGAAAACGUCGGGUUUGAAGUCGAUGAUGAAGAUUACCAUGGCCGGGAUGGUCCCUUGGCCGUCAAUGUUACUGACCAGACGCCUGGAUUAGACGAACUUUUCUUCGAGGCGUUCGCUGAACUUGGAGUAGAAAAAGUCGACUACAAUGGAAAACAACAGCUAGGAGUCUCGAAAGUACAGUACACCCUAAACAAUAACCAGAGAGCGAGCACUGCUAGAGCGUUCCUAGACCCUGUACUGGAGCGAACUAACCUAGCGGUCAGUUUGCGUAGUUUCGUCACUAAGCUAUACGUCGACAGUUCUACUAAAACGGCGUACGGAGUGGAGUUUGUGAAAAAUGGAAAGCGUUUCGUUAGCACUGCAACGAAAGAAGUGAUUCUCUCAGCUGGCGUGAUCGGUUCGCCGCAGAUUUUGAUGUUGUCCGGAAUAGGACCGAGCGAUCAUUUAAAUGAUUUGGGCAUUGAAGUGGUCGAAGAUUUACCAGUAGGGAAUACUUUCCAGGACCAGGUUACAUAUUUCAGUUUCACAUUCAGAACCAACCACACAUUUUACAAUAUAUCGCUGAGGGAGCAACUAAAACUCUACCUCGAUAAUCAACGACCCUUAACAGCAGUCUCUGAUAUCGUGGCUUUCAUAAAUCCCGAUGAAACGACUUCCUCUCUCCCAGAGAUCGAAAUCUACACCGUUGUGACUUCGCCUACAUUGAAUACCAAUCUUUCACAAGAUCCUGACAUAGUACACGACAUCACAGUUUUCGUAUGCUUACUGAACCCGAUCUCCAAAGGAACGCUGCGGCUGCGAUCUAACGAUCCCAUCGACAGACCAUUGAUCGAUCCAAACUACCUAGGCGACCCUCAAGGACAAGACGUCGAAACCUAUUUGAAAGGUUUCAAAUAUGUUCAACGGCUGAACGAAACAAAAGCCUUUCGAGACUUCCAAGCUUGGAUAGAUCAUCCUCCAGCCGAACCGUGCGAUGGACAGUUCGAACGGUUCUCUGACGAUUGGUGGUACUGCGCGAUUAAAAACUUCGCCGCCGCAACGUACCAUUCGGUGGGAACAACACGCAUGGGGAAUUCUACCGUUGAUUCAGUGGUGGAUGCUAAGUUAAAGGUCCACGGUAUUGGAGGAUUGAGGGUUGUCGAUGCUGGAGUGAUGCCGGUUAUGAUAUCGGGACACACGAACGCUCCUACAAUUAUGGUAGCAGAAAAAGCGGCCGAUUUAAUUAAACAGGAUUAUAACGUCUAA
Messenger RNA from Cylas formicarius (sweet potato weevil), 1829 nucleotides. Its product is annotated as glucose dehydrogenase [FAD, quinone]-like. NCBI's taxonomy places the organism in Eukaryota, Metazoa, Arthropoda, Insecta, Coleoptera, Brentidae. The transcript has 7 exons. Gene Ontology annotation, molecular function: flavin adenine dinucleotide binding; oxidoreductase activity, acting on CH-OH group of donors. Bases 15 to 1829 code for a protein of 604 amino acids. The record is from RefSeq and is a predicted model, not a curated record.